AAAAGAACUUGUACACAAAGAGAGAGCAACUCAUCCACACGGCAGGACAGAGUCUUCUAUUAAGAGCCAAAGAAACAUAGAAAAGUUUCUGGAUUAGGGCAGAAUUAGCACAAAGCAGCGACGCCACUUCAGCUACACUUGCAAACAACACAGAAGAGGGGGGACAGAGACGCCGAGAGCGACGCGACGGGGGUGAAGACGUUCCAGCAAACCUCAGCCACCUCAGAAAACUCCAAACUUUGCUAAGCAAGAGGAAGACGAGUCCAUCCCAGACACAGAGACAGAGAGAGAGAGAGAGCGAGAGAGGCAGCAGAGAGGCAGGGGAUCUUUGCCGACAAGGUCCUGAAGGAUGGAAGAGAAGCAGUUUGCUGGGAUCCUGAACGGAGCAGUUCCAGGAGAGCCAGUGAAGAAGGAUGAAAACUCCCGGAGAGGGAACUGGGGAAACCAGAUUGAGUUUGUCCUUACCAGUGUGGGCUAUGCUGUGGGCCUGGGCAAUGUCUGGAGGUUUCCAUACCUCUGCUACAGAAAUGGAGGAGGUGCCUUCAUGCUUCCAUACUUCAUCAUGCUUGUGUUCUGCGGCAUUCCACUCUUCUUCCUCGAGCUCUCCUUUGGUCAGUUUGCCAGCCUGGGCUGUUUGGGGGUUUGGAAGAUCAGCCCUAUGUUCAAAGGCGUGGGCUACGGCAUGAUGGUUGUGUCCACCUACAUUGGGAUAUAUUACAACGUGGUCAUUUGCAUUGCCUUCUACUACUUUUUUCUCUCCAUGACAAACCUACUGCCAUGGACCUACUGCAACAACCCGUGGAACACACCAGACUGCAGCGGUGUCGUUGGCAGCGGCCACCAGCUCAACAGUAGCCUGGCAAAUGCUACCACUAGCCUGGUAGCAGGGAUGUCUGAGGUAGUUAACCGCACCAAGAGGACCAGCCCCAGCGAGGAGUACUGGAAACACUAUGUGCUGAACAUCUCUGAUGAUAUCGGGAACUUUGGAGAGGUCCGCCUCCCUAUCCUGGGAUGCCUGGCUGUAUCCUGGUCUGUUGUCUUCCUCUGUCUCAUCAGGGGUGUUAAAUCCUCUGGAAAGGUGGUGUACUUCACAGCUACAUUCCCAUAUGUCGUUCUGACUAUCCUCUUCAUCCGUGGCAUCACCCUGGAUGGAGCCAUCAAUGGCAUCAAGUACUACCUGACUCCACAGUGGCAGAAGGUUCUUGAUGCAAAGGUGUGGGGAGAUGCUGCCUCACAGAUCUUCUACUCUCUGGGUUGUGCCUGGGGUGGUCUCAUUACCAUGGCUUCAUACAACAAGUUCCACAACAACUGUUUCAGAGACAGCAUCAUCAUCAGUAUAACAAACUGUGCCACCAGUGUUUACGCUGGCUUUGUCAUUUUCUCCAUCCUGGGCUUCAUGGCACACCACCUCAACGUCCCUGUGUCAGAGGUGGCUGACCACGGCCCGGGACUGGCCUUUGUGGCCUACCCAGAAGCCCUCACUCUGCUUCCAAUCUCACCACUAUGGUCGCUGCUUUUCUUCUUCAUGCUCAUCCUUCUGGGACUGGGGACUCAGUUCUGUCUGCUGGAGACCUUAGUGACGGCCAUCGUUGAUGAAAUCGGUACAGACUGGAUCAUCAAGAACAAGACUGUAGUCACGCUGUCAGUGGCCAUAGCUGGUUUCCUACUGGGAGUCCCGCUAACAACACAGGCAGGAAUCUAUUGGCUUUUACUGAUGGACAACUAUGCUGCUAGUUUCUCUUUGGUCAUCAUCUCGUGCAUCAUGUGCAUCUGCAUCAUGUAUAUUUAUGGUCACAGGAACUACUUCAAAGAUGUAGAGAUGAUGCUGGGCUUCCCUCCUCCUCUCUUCUUCAAAGUCUGCUGGAGAUUCAUCUCGCCCGUCAUUAUCUCUUUCAUCCUGAUCUUCACGGUGAUCCAGUACAAGCCCAUUACUUACAAUGACUACGUGUAUCCCGGUUGGUCCUUGGCUAUUGGUUUUGCCAUGGCCUUGUCCUCAGUGGUCUGCAUACCCAUCUACGCCCUCUACAAGAUCUCAAAGUCUCCGGGAGCCACCUUUAGAGAGAGGUUGAAGGCAGCAUGCCGAGCACAUCCAAAGUGGGGCCCUGCCCUGCAGGAGCACCGGACAGGCCGCUACGCCCCUAUGGCCUCCGAAGACACUGUGGAGGCUCGUCCCUUAAAGGAGAAGGAGGAGCUGAAGGAAGAACAAAAGGAGAAAGAGGAGGAGAAGGAGAAAGAGAAGAAGGAUGAGAUUAGCCUCACCAUCCAGGGAAGCAACGGCUCCACCAACACACACAACAACCCCAACCCCAGCGCAUAGACGACACGCUCUGUCACCAUCAGCGGGCGACAAGCCUCGCACCCUUCCCUUAUCCUUUCUUCUCCUCCAUCCUCACCCCACUUUCCCACAGUCCUCUGUGGGGGAGAUCCCAUUCACUGGAGACCUUUACAUAUUGUAAGGGCUUAUUAUAUCAAUCCUAACCUCUUCUAUCUGUGUGUUGUCUCUAGAUAAAUGAAGAAAAACAAAAUGAAAGGAAGAAAAAAAAAUUGGCUCAUCAUCCAAAAGAUUUGUGUGUAUGUCAGCGUGUGCAUGUGUGAGUGAGUUGUUAAUUUGUUCCACAUAAUUUAAUAAUGUUUGGGGUUUUUUUUCCUUUCAUUUUUUUGUAAAACUUGUAUAUGUCAUCUUCAUAUGCCAUUAGAGGUACAGUAGAUUGUGAAGCUGCAUGUGUUUGUUUUUGUGCGUGCAGCAGCAUAGAGACACACACUGUUCUGUUUGGGAUGGGUGACUUUGUGGCGGCAGCUGGAGACUGGAGAGGAGAAGGGUCAAAUGUGCCUGCACGGGCCAUUUACAGUCUGAUAAAGAUGGUAAAAGGCUCUGAUGUUUAGCCAGAAAAAGAGGCGAAUACACUCAUUCACACUCAUACACUCUGUAUAUUUUACAGCACACAGUGACCUCAACUUUAGUUGAUCUCAGCUUAAGACUAAGCCUGUUGUUUUUUUAUGCUGCUUCUUCUUAUAAAGAAAAAAAAUCUAAAGAGCACAAAUAUUUAACAAACACCCAAGAUUACGACUGACACUUAGGGCUUAUUUUCUUUGGAAAUUUCCUCCACUGGUAACUUUUUUCCUCCUACUAAAGCUGCUUAAACUUUAAGCAGAGAAUCAUCAGUGAACUGAACUGUAACUCUGAAUUCACACACACACACACACACAAAUAAAAAAAAAAUCAUAUUUUGUUUUUGACAGAAGAGGUCCCAGUGCCCAUUUCUCAGGGUCCAAGUGAAGAUGAACGUUGUGGUCCCUCGCCUGUAGAAACCUUGUCUCUACUGAGUUGGCCUGUUUAGAUUUUAGGGACUGAAACCGCCGAACUUUCCUCGCUGUCCAAAAACACCUACAUGUACACGCAAACCAGGUGGAUGCAACUCCGUAUUUAUAGAAGUGCCAUCUCUUAUUAAGUCUUCCAGGCAUUCUGUUUGAGCGAACCUCAUCAUGAGAUGUGAUCUAUGAAGGAGAAUCCAUGUUAGAAAGUAUUAAAAGUGUGCCGUAGUCAGUGUCUCCUAUGGGUCGUAGCAAUCUGCCCCAUUCAGGCAUGUUACCAAAAACAUUCCCUAAGUUACCUGAAUCCUGCACAUGUUUUUGGUAACAUAUGUUUCUCAGAGACUGAUACGCUGUCAGUCACUUACAGUCAGUGGAACCUUUAAUGAAUUUACAGACAUUUGUUUUAAAGCUCUGAGCCAAGCUGUGCUGUAACUGGUGGAGCGACAGAAAGCAGAGAGAUGCUGCUUCUUUCCAGAAGAAAAACUUCAUUGAUGUAGUUGUACAUCUCCUUUUUAUCGCAUUCUUGUAAACUUAGUAAAUUGUAAUGACAGCGUAUGUUUUAUGUUGUACAAAAAAAACUGACACUAACUAUAUCAUAUACUAUACUCAUACUUAACCAUGUUUACCAUUCCUCAUCUGUGACUUGACUCGUCGUAUAAGCGCUUUGAGUGCUCAGUUAAGAGUAGAAAAGCGCUGUAUAAGAACUAGUCCAUCUACCAUUUGUUAUGUUGGAGGGUGACCUACAGUAGGCAGUGGUCUCUUUAGCAUGCAGGGCUGGGCUUCCUCAGAGACUGGAAAGCCUCCAGCAGAAUGUUAUAGAAGCGUGGUGUCAGAGAUUUAUGGUGGUGCAAAGGAAGAAUAGGGGCAGGGGUUUAAUUUUCACUAUCUACUCAUCUUCGAUUGCUGUCUGCUCAGAUGUUGUGAGGUGCUUUUAGCUUAAAAGGCAGAGAACUUUUAGGUAUUGCAUCAGUUUGUCAAAUUAUCGGUUGGAUAAAUGGAGCGUUAUGAUCUGUAUGCAGUGAACAUAUUAACAUAAUAUGCAAAAAUGUAUAUGUCCCAUAUUUAUUUGGAGAAACCAUAUUUUCUUUAUUGCUGAGAGUUAGGUGAGAAUAUUGGUGUCAAGCUCACAGCCACAGCUGGCUUACUUUAGCACAGCAACUGGAAACAGGACUACAGCUGGCCUGGCCCUAUGUCUCGACUUGUGUCUGAAUAUAACAGCCAUUAACUAACAAAUUAUUUCAGUUUUUAUUUAAAAAAAAAAAAAAAAAAAGCAUAAAAAAUUGGAACACGUUACAUAUAAUUUGUAAUCAGUGAGCAUUUGAAGGGCAGGGAUGUGAAUUUGUGGACACAGUCACAGUUACCUAAACUAACACUGGAAGCUUAGCUAACGAGGGCUCUGGCUGUGAUGUCAUAUUUAGCAGACAGAUAUGAGAGCAGUAUUUUAAUUCUUAUCUAACUUUCAGUAAGAACUUCAAAUAAGCACACACUCAAAAAUGGUAAACGAUUCGGUGCGUGUCUUUUUCCAGGUGGAUUUAAGCACAAAGUCAGAUUAAACUCGCACAUGUUCAUUGUCUUCUUCAUUUGGACUUGUGAGACUAGGAAAAGCACAGGUGUAGACAUGAUGGCUGCAUUCUUACUUAGCAGACGGCCUUCUUUUGGCCACGCCGGAUCGCUGUCACGUCUUACUUGGACACUAAAUGGAACUGAGACAUCAUGAAUUCCAUCUGUGGCCAUAAAAAAUGUUUGUCAAGAAAAAGGUCAGGUGCUCACAGUUGUAUCUUUGGAGUGAGGUAGUGGUUUUUAAUAUGACAGUGCAGUUGCUCCAGUAAUCCACAAGAUGGAGCAGUGCUGACACUCGGGGCAGAAACACAAGGCUGAGAUGGCUGAAAAUGUUAAAUAUCUUUAACACUGACACUGAGGCUAUAACACCAUACAACACUAUAACACUGAGAGAGCCCAAUAAGCACAGUGAGCAGUCUCAGACAAGCACAUGUUUGUACUGAUGCUUUUAAGGGGCUUUUGCACAAGAAAAGGAAAGGUGACAGAAAUGUGUUGCAGCUGUUCUCGUAGAACUGUAGCUUUAGUUGGUAGUUAGCCGACUGUUUGGACCCUCUGGUUCUGAUGUUCUUUUUUUUGUAAUAGUGUUUAUUUUUAAUUAAAUUACUCCAAAACCAGGUGCUCUAUGAAACAGUACAUUAUCACCAUCUGCUAACCUAACCUAACCUGCUUCUUCUGAUACGUUAGGAAGUCUGCAUUAUAAAUAAGGCUGAAAAAGGUGAUAAUGAACUUAUUAUUAUCGGUGUAUGUUGGGACAGCUUGUAGCUCAGACCGUGUCCUGUGUGUGAUUGCCUGCCUCGUGUGUUCAUGUUGUUAUAAGUGAAUCUUAGCCAGCCUGCUACAGUGCUAUCUCUCUCUAUAUAUCCCAACCCUGACCAUCUCUGCUAGCCCCGCAUCUCCUGCUCACAUUGUACAGUAAUGUAAAGAAAAACUUACAUAUUUGGACUGUGCGUGUUUUUUUUGUUUUGCUUUGGGUUUUUUUUUUUUUUUUUGUUUUGUUUUUUUGGGGGGGAGGGGUGGGUAUUGACAGCUUUUGUUUGUUUGUUUUCUAUGGGGUUUUUUUGUUUACCUUGAUUUGUAAUUUUUCUUGUAGCGUAAUGUAGAAGAUGUCGAGUGUACUGUGUAUCUGUGUGUAGUGGAUUAGCUCUUACUGCUGAGCCUGCAUGUAGAGCAGGCGUAGUGUCAGUAUUGAUGUCCAUGUACCUCUAAUCUCGUCCUGUUCUGCUAAUCAUACAGUCUAUCUUUUGUACUAAAAGAAGGAAACGUACAUAUUUUAUCCUCAGAUUUUAACCAUUGCUCAUCCAUGUUCAGUGACACAACUGUUUGUUUUUGACACUGUAUCCACAGAGAAUUGAGAUUGAACCAGCUGAUAUUAAAAGCAUUGCCAAACAAAAAGCUUUGGAUUGAAACUUGAACUAAAACAGAUUGGUCAGUUUUUACUGAGAGCUCUGGUAUAAGACAGUGGCGGCCACUACGUGACAAUGCUUUGUGUGCAUGUGUGUGCGUGCGUGUUUAACAGUAUUACAUCUACCUUAAUCUAUUUCACACAGUGCAGUGCCAACGGUCAUACAUCACUGUUUGCUUUUAAUAUCCUGUGGCCCUCAACUUGAAUAGUUUGCCUUUUUUUUUCUGUGUAGUCCUUGAAAAGAAAAGGGGGGAAAAAAGGAGCGAAAUCAAAACACCAAAAUUACUCAGCAGCCAGGAUGGAAUCAGCAUCAGGAAUUCACAUUUUCAUUCUUGUGCAUAAUGUUGUUUUAUGUGGAAAUUUGGGCAAACUGUGUGGCGUGUGUCUCAGAAAUGGGUCCAGCUGUUAUUUGAUUUUGAUUGUUUCUCCAUAAAAUGCAACUAUGAUUACUUUAGAAUUGCAUGAACAGAAAGAUGAAAUACUGAUUGCUUACCAUCACUUUUCACUGUGGUGGCUGUGCAGAAAGUCACUGAUGUAGAAGAACAAAAAGCUAGGUGAAGGUUUGAACUCAUGUUCACAGGUCAGCCGCUCAACUGUAGUGAAAACACUUGAUUUUUACGUUUCUUUCUCUAUAAAUGACAAAACGUUACCUCUUCUAUUUCUUACUACUGGUCAUGAAAACAUAAUGUCACAGCACUUUAAAGAAAUCAUUAGUGUUUUUAUAAGCAACAUGAUGUAUAAAUAUAUAAUUACAAUAAUAAUUCAAACUUCCAUUAAAAAAACAAGUAAAAUAAAUGUCUUUUCAGUGGAAAGGACAUUGCUCUGUUGAUGCCAAUGUGAAUUGCUUCCUGGGUGGAGUGGAGGGGAAAAGCACAAGUAAAAAAAAAAAAAAAAAAAGUAAGAGAGCACAGUUCUUCUGGUACCUUCUAUCAUAUCUGUCUUUGUAUCUAACCACGUCUGUUCUUCGUGUUCUUCAACCUUUAGGGCCAAAAUUCAUUGAAAUGUCUUAGUCCUGUCAGCUGUAUAUCGUAAGCUGUUGAAUUACAAGAUGAUAAAUAAAAUCUAUUUUAAAGAUCA
This is a messenger RNA of Archocentrus centrarchus (flier cichlid), 7351 nucleotides long. It is a transcript of the gene slc6a9, whose product is annotated as solute carrier family 6 member 9. NCBI's taxonomy places the organism in Eukaryota, Metazoa, Chordata, Actinopteri, Cichliformes, Cichlidae. The transcript has 14 exons. Gene Ontology annotation, cellular component: plasma membrane. The record is from RefSeq and is a predicted model, not a curated record. Bases 350 to 2317 code for a protein of 655 amino acids. Gene Ontology annotation, biological process: amino acid import across plasma membrane; nitrogen compound transport; sodium ion transmembrane transport. Gene Ontology annotation, molecular function: amino acid:sodium symporter activity.